This is a messenger RNA of Fonticula alba, 1275 nucleotides long. RefSeq lists its product as hypothetical. Gene Ontology annotation, cellular component: mitochondrion; membrane. The coding region runs from base 1 to 1275 and encodes 424 amino acids. Lineage: Eukaryota; Rotosphaerida; Fonticulaceae. Gene Ontology annotation, biological process: cardiolipin biosynthetic process. The transcript is spliced from 2 exons. Gene Ontology annotation, molecular function: cardiolipin synthase activity. The record is from RefSeq and is a predicted model, not a curated record.
AUGAGCGGGCUUAUGCAGGCUGUGUCUCGCCUUGGACCCGGGCGCUCGGCGCCCCCGGCUCUGAAUAUGGCAGCUUACUUCGCCACGGCGGACGCCCGGCGCAAUUACUCCGGAGCAGCCCCCACGCGCCCCUCUUUUGCGCGCCCGCAACAGCACCGCCUCCGCGCGCAGUACCACACCUCGAACGCGCAGCGCAGUGCCGCGCCGAAUCCCGCACCAACCCCGACCACCGGCGCCGCCGCCGGUGCUAGCACCAUCGACGCUGCCGCGGCGAUGGCGCCCCCGUCGCCACCGCCCUCCGGCGAGCCGCCGCGCCAUCCCCGGCCCGGCAUCGGGCGAAACCUGGUCAACCGGGCCACCGAGGCCGCCAAUCGCGCCAAGCACAGCACCAUGCAGCGCGCGCACCAGGCCAGCGCCGAUGCCAUGAUCCGCGCCCGGUUCGUCGGGCAACAGGUCCGUCGCCAGACGCACUCGCUGUCCGACCUGGCCCGGUGGGCCCGGCGCAGUGUCCCCAUGCCGCAGGAAUUGCGCCAGCGGAUGUCCAUGCUGGCGGCGCCGCGCUUGUCGACGGCCACCCCCCUGGAGCAGGCCCUCCGGUGGCCGGUGGGCCUGGGCGGCACCACUCGGAUACGCCCCGACCCCAUGGGCCACCCGGGGCCCCUCCUCCGGGGCCAGCUUCGGGAUCUGGUGGACUACCACAUGCGACAUGCCCCGGCCGGGGCCCGGGCCCCGGCCAUCAUCGAAACCUCGGUCACCGCCGCCGCGGCCGCCGUCAUGGAAGAGCUCGAGCAGCGCAUGAAGCGCACCGAGGCCCAGACCUCCCCGCCGGAGGGGAGCGUGUCUCCCGGCCCGGGGCUCACCCCUUUGAGCACCGAUGUCAUGACCCUGCCGAAUGCCAUCUCCCUGGCUCGCAUCCUCGUCACCCCGGGCAUCGGCUACCUGGUGGCCACCAACCAGCUGGGCUUGGCCCUGGUGGCCACCGCCCUGGCCGGGGCGUCGGACUUCCUGGAUGGCUGGCUGGCCCGGCGUUCCGGCAAGUCCACUGUGCUCGGCUCCAUCUUGGACCCCUUCGCCGACAAGCUCCUCGUGUCGACGCUGACCAUCUCCCUGGCGAUCAACGGUGCGUAUGCCGACAUGCCUCCUGCCCCGGGGCCCGAGCAUGCCAUCCACGCGCCACGGCCUCCUGCCAACAUGGCUGCUGGUGCUGAUUGUUGGGCGGGACCUGGGGCUCAUUCUGUCGGCCGGCUGGGUCCGGUACAUCUCCCUCCCGGGUGA